AUGGACUAUUAUAACGUAAGCGACACAUCAGCCGAUGAUGUUUACGGGCCAGAGUCAAACGACAGGAUUCUCUUCUUAAUUUUUGUCUCGUUGCUCAUUGUCGCAACAAUUGCUGGCAAUAGCUUCGUGGUCGUGGCAGUCUGCACAUUCCGCGAGUUGAGGACGGUGACAAACUACUUUGUCGUUUCAUUGGCUUCAGCAGAUUUAGCCGUUGCUCUACUGGCGAUGCCCGCGUGGCUCAUAAUCGAGGUUGUGCCCAUCGAGAAUGUACUGCUGCUAGAUUUAACGACCAAAUGGAUUGAUCCAUUCUGCUGUUCCGCUUCCAUCGUUAACGCCACUUUGGUUUCCAUUGACCGUUACUACGCCAUCACCAGGCCGUUACGCUAUAAAACGGUGGUGACACCGCGUCUGGCCAAGCGUUCCAUAGCAGCUGUCUGGGGAUUUUCUGUGUUCAUAGCUGGGAUUUCCUUUCUGAUAUUUCAUGAGAACAUAAAGGUUACACAUGGUUACGUGAUCUUUCUGUUCAUAUCACUAUUCUGUUUCCCUCUGGGCAUCAUGUCGUUCGCUUACAUGACCAUCUGCAGGGCGGCCAUCAACCAGCUUUCCAAGAUGCAGUCCACGAGACCCGGCACAGCUUCAAACGACCAAGGGAAGAGGAGUUCCUAUACGUUCGAGCGACGGAAACGCUUCUUCAGAGAACUGAAGAUCACUAAAAUGCUUGCAAUUAUUGUAAGUCUUUUCGUCAUCUGCUGGAGUCCAUUUCUAGUGGUGACCCUCAUUGAGGCGUUCACCGACCAUGAAAUUCCAAUGGAGGCUGCAGGGGUAAUUGUGUUCCUUCCCUACGUUCUCUCUUGUGCGAACCCAUGGAUAUACACUGGCAUGAACAGGGACUUUCGCCUAGCUUUCAAGAAGCUCUUCUGUAGCUCAAAGAUUUUAUGCCGCAACAUCUCUCGGGAGAGGGACAUAAAUGAGCGAAGAUUACGACAAAUACCCUCAAUAACAGUUGAUGACACUUUAAUUUCAAACUGGUCGCGACAUUCUCAGAGAAGGGUUUCUUCCGGUGGAGUAGAAAUGAGCUUUAAUACCACCAAUGUUUAG
Messenger RNA from Porites evermanni, 1098 nucleotides. The record is from the annotation of a GenBank genome assembly. NCBI's taxonomy places the organism in Eukaryota, Metazoa, Cnidaria, Anthozoa, Scleractinia, Poritidae.